AGGAGGCAAAGAUGGAGGCUGCAUCGUCUGUAACAGCCACUUUCUUUUCAUUUGACAAUCUGGAAUCUGUCAAAGUCCUUGUCACAACUUUUCAAAAUGAAAAAGAGACUUCUAAAAAAAUUCUUCAUGUUUCAAGUACCAAGAAUCUUAUUGAACAAACUCUUGCCCAGCAAUCUGGCUGUGUUUUGGACAGGAUAUUAAAGUAUAAAUCUGACUUCUUGGAAUACACUGAUAUCGACACAAAUGUGGAAAUUAAGGACUUUGACAGAUUCCACAUGUUCCUGUCAACUAGAGGGCCCCUGAUGGAAGCUUCUCUUGAGGAGAUUAAUCAAAACCAGCCCCAUACUAAUAGGGGAGAGGACAGUCAGCCCUUACAGUCAUUACUCAUGAAGAAAGCUCCACAGAUUCUUCAGGAGUACGAAACCACAGGUUUCCUGUCAGUGCAGUUAAGAAAGCUUCUUGUGAAGACAUGCGUAGGAGAUCUAGUUGAGAAGUGUGGUUUUUAUCCCCUUAAUGAAGACAAGCUGGCCUUAGCAAGGAGCGUCAUUGCCACCUUCCCAUCUCUGAGUGUCCAGGUGGCUGGACAAGGGGAGAGAUUUGUAAGUGAACAAGUGAAACAACAUAUCACAGACAUUCAAUGCUACUGAGACUGAAAAUGACAACACCACCAAUGAGUGGGUCACCUUGAUCAAAAGGUUGCGGCCCUCUUCAGAAAACCUGUCAGCAAUUAAGUCAGGCAUGGAGAAAACAUUCACCCAGCGCAGAGCCUGGAUUAUGAGAGAAUCACCCACGCUCGCAGAGAUAUUAAGUGAAUAUCCACGGUUUCUGGACAUGCCGAGUCUGCUGGACUCAGACUUUGGAAGGCUCACUGGUGAAAAGGCAGAC
Messenger RNA from Archocentrus centrarchus (flier cichlid), 885 nucleotides. RefSeq lists its product as uncharacterized. The transcript is spliced from 5 exons. The record is from RefSeq and is a predicted model, not a curated record. Lineage: Eukaryota; Metazoa; Chordata; Actinopteri; Cichliformes; Cichlidae. The coding region runs from base 12 to 647 and encodes 211 amino acids.